UCUCACUCAUAAUAGAUCGACAGAUGUACAAAAAAAAAAAAAAGGAAUUAGUCCUCUUUUAUUUUUUUAUUUUUUAUCUGUUGAUUAGGGCCGGAGGAAAGUAUUGUUGGGUUGGUUUCCUACCUGCGUGUUCCCUCCCACCCACCCUUUGCAUGCAUUUUCGGGUUGGUACAGUAACACGUCAGACACAGUGCCACAUCAGCAACAUGACGGGCCUGCCAGGCCAAUUGGCCAAUGAGCCCAUUGCCGACUACAAAAAGCGCUUCCAGGCUCAGCUCGCUGCAAUCGAGGCUGAGGAACAAAGCCAGCUGGCAGUCAAGGCUGCCCAGCUACAGGCUGAAGAAGAGGCAACAGUAGAGAAGCUGCGGCUACAGGCCGAAGCAGACGCAGAUGCCCAAGCUCGCCGCAAGGAAGCCCAGGAUCUGCUGCAGCGGCAUGAAGCCAGCAACAUCGACAGACUCAAGUUCUGGCUCUUUGAACCGAACGGCGACGAACCAACACCGGAAGAGAAGCAUAAGGAGUUCAUGGCCAAGCUCGUGACCAGGUUGGUUUAUACUUGUAACCACCUACAGUCCGAGCUGGCGAACCUCCAGCGGGCCGUGCGGAACCAUAAGACUCGGCACGAGGAUGCCACACGGGUACUAGAUGUCCGUGUACUGGACCUGGAACAAGCUGUCCCAGGACCAGAUGCUGGGGCUUCCAGCAGUGCAUCCUCUAGCCGCCAACUGGAGGAACGCGUUGACCACGUAGUGGCAAUGCUAGGAGACAUAAGUGCCUUCACAGAGCCGGCAACCAUCAGCCAGCGGUUCGAGUUGCUGGACACUAAGAUCAGUCAGCAACAGCCGACCGACCACAGCCACAACAACAGCUCGGCAAGGCCAUACAAGAUGCCGAUGUUCCGCAUCGAGAAAUUUGAUGACUACACACAUCAAGACCCGGUCGUUUGGUGGCAAGGAUUUACAACGGAGUUGGGGAUCCACGAGGUCCCUGACCAUCUGUUCAUCAGUGCUCUAUUCAUCAACACCAAGGGAGGAUGUCAAAUCUGGCUCAACCACAUGGCAACCAUCCACGGCGUCCAGGUUUCAGACCUGCAUAAGAAGGUCACCUGGGAGGAUAUGACAAAGGAAUGGAAGAAGCGGUUCAUAGUGGAUGACGCACCCGCGCUCGCCAUCAACCGCAUCUUCGCGAUGGCUCAAGGGAGCACACCGACACGUGACUGGCUCACGGAUUGGCAGAAGAUCGUGGCCACGCCCGAUCUGGACUUGCCAUUUCCGCAUCUGCGCCGUGAGUUCUACAACAGGUCAUGCGCCGCUCUCAGCCUCGCACUUGGUGAUCGCGAGCAGUACAACACUUUCGCAGAGAUCAUCUACAAGGCGAGAGAGAUCAUCAAGACCAACAGGGCGGCCGCACACGAGAAGUCAACGUGGCAGCCAACCUAUGUGGAGAAGGUACGAACUGGUCCGCGCCAGCAGCAGUUCGCUGUAGUCCAAUCGAACAGUGGAGAAGACCAAGCAGCCACUCCAGCAUCACGUGAGGGAGAUCAGGUGGCUGUUGUCCAGCCGCGAAGCAACAAGCCCCGAGUGAACAGGAAGGCGAAACCAGCAUCGCAGGCCGGAAACGGACAGCCAGCACCACCAUGGGUCAAAAUCGGCUUAACUGAGGCCAAGUACAAGUACCGCAACUGUUACGGUUGCUGUUACUGGUGCAACAGCACCAAGCACAAGACCUCCAUUUGCCAAGAUCAGGCCAAGGAGGAUGUGCGGCCUCAUUUGACCGCCUUGCUAGCGGCCUCCUACACAUCUGGGGAGGACGCGCAUGUCGCAAGUCCUCGGCACACUUACAAGGAUUAUGUUGUCCACUUGGUCCCACCGCUGGAACCAUCUACCGCAUGCACGGUUUCAUCACCAUCGGCAACCGAUUCGGCAGCUUCGCCGCUAUCUAUCGCUGGGGAUUCAUCGUCGUGGUCAAGACUUGAGGUGCUCGACCCACUGACGUUCACGGAUUUCCAAUGGAUGCCCGUUCCCCAGACCGGACGAUUGCCGAAACCGCAUUGCAAUGUGCUCAUGGCACAACUGCGAGAUUACUUGCACACUGCAGUACCAACUCCGUUGAUGGACGCCGGAGUAGAGGUUGUCGACCUUCACGCUUACAUUGCGAAGAUCUACCGCGAGUUCAAGAUGCAACGGUACGACGACAUCGACGCACCGUUGCUAUAUGUACGCAUUCAAAUCGGAGAGACGACCUGCAACACCUUGAUCGAUUGCGGAGCAUCUCGCAACUACAUCAGCCAGAACUUCAUGGUGCGCGCCGGCCUUGGCCCACGUGUCCGGAGGAAGUCCCAGCCUACGCAAGUCACUUUGGCAGACGGUCAUACGCACAAGUCCAUCCACCGGUGCAUUGACGCCGUCCCCGUGUACUUUGCCCCUCACGCAAGUGACGCGGUGUCCUUUGAUAUCCUGGACACCAAAUUUGACAUGAUCUUGGGCAUGUCAUGGCUGCGAAGCGAGGAUCACCCGGUGAACUUCUUCCACCGCACCGUUCACAUUCGCGAUCGGAACGGAGUAUUAGUUCCAGGCACAGUACCUCUUCCUCAUCCUUCGAUCAGCUGCCACGUGGUAUCCGCCGCAAGCAUGCGAGCAUCCAUCAUCAGAGACGACAUCGAGGAGAUGGGGGUGUUUUCUCCACGCCCUCCCGCCCCGAGACGCUUCAUCGACGGACUCAUCUUCGGAUCCACGCAUCACCGAACUUCUCGACGCCUACAGCGACGUGUUCGAAAGCCCGCACGGAGUAGCUGGAUUCGGCCUAGCUCAUCGCCAUACGGUGCUCCUGUCCUCUUCGUUCGGAAGAAGAACAAGGACAUGCGAUUGUGCAUCGAUUAUCGCAAGCUCAACGCGCAGACGAUCAGGAACGUCGGCCCUCUUCCACGCAUCGAUGAUCUUCUCGAGCGACUAGGCAGCGCCAAGUUCUUCUCCAAGCUGGAUCUCAAGUCAGGGUACCACCAACUUGAGAUUCGCAAGGAGGAUCGCUACAAGACCGCGUUUAAAACGCGAUAUGGGCAUUUCGAAUGGCUGGUCAUGUCAUUUGGCCUUACGAAUGCCCCGGCCACUUUCCAAGCGGCUAUGACAACGGAGUUCCGACACAUGCUGGAUCGAUACGUACUUAUCUUCCUCGACGACAUCCUGGUGUACAGCCGGAAUUUGGAGGAGCAUGUGGAACACCUGCGCACCGUUUUGGAGCGGCUACGACAAGCCAAGUACAAAGCCAACCGCGACAAGUGCGAAUUCGUGCGGCAGGAGCUAGAGUACUUGGGACACUAUGUGAMGCCGMAAGGCAUCCGUCCGCUUGMGGAYAAGAUCGAGGSCCUACGAGUAUGGCCCGAGCCCACCAACACCACGGACGUUCGUUCAUUAAUGGGAUUGGCGGGCUACUAUCAGCGAUUCAUCACCAGAUACUCCAGGAUUGCUGCACCUAUGACGAGGUUACAGUCGCCAAAGGUGCCAUUCGUGUUCGAUGACGACGCACGCCGGUCAUUCCAAGCACUUAAGACGGCUAUGCUCAUGGCACCCGUCCUUAGCAUCUAUGACCCCACCCUACCAACGCGAGUGACUACGGACGCUUCCGGCUAUGGCAUUGGGGCCGUCUUGGAACAGCACGACGGCGACGACUAGCACCCCGUGGAGUAUUUCAG
Molecule: messenger RNA, 3688 nt
Organism: Chara braunii
Lineage: Eukaryota; Viridiplantae; Streptophyta; Charophyceae; Charales; Characeae
Source: the annotation of a GenBank genome assembly